Messenger RNA from Zasmidium cellare ATCC 36951, 1539 nucleotides. RefSeq lists its product as uncharacterized. NCBI's taxonomy places the organism in Eukaryota, Fungi, Ascomycota, Dothideomycetes, Mycosphaerellales, Mycosphaerellaceae. The record is from RefSeq and is a predicted model, not a curated record. Bases 1 to 1539 code for a protein of 512 amino acids. The transcript has 4 exons. Gene Ontology annotation, molecular function: FAD binding.
AUGAGGCUUCUUGCUGCCGCAGCAUUUGCAGGCCUGAGCGUGGCUGCCGAGCAACAACAAGCUAGCCACUGCUGCGAGGCUUUGAGGAAUGCAGGUCUGGGUGAGCGGAUACUGGAGCCGGACCAUGAAUCCUUCAGUGCUCGCCUCGACAACUACUUCUCCCAAAGCGCAAAGCUGUCGCCACACUGCUUUCUACAGCCCCAGAAUGCUCAAGAGGUAUCUCAAGCUGUGACAGCGCUCGUAGAGGCGAACAAGACCACACCAUGCGAGUUCGCAGUUCGAAGUGGUGGCCAUAUGCAUUUUGCCGGUGCGGCUGGUACUGAUAAAGGAGUCACGAUUGAUCUUCAUCAGAUGUCAUCUGUCGUGCAUCAUCCGAGCAACGACACAGUCUCAGUCAUGCCAGGCGCUGUAUGGGGUGAUGUAUACAAGGCUCUCGACAAACUUGGUGUAAUGGUCGUGGGAGGCCGCUCAUAUACGGUCGGAGUUGGCGGUUUGGUCAUUGGAGGUGGCAACUCUUACUACGCUGCACGCAAGGGGCUUGUUUGCGAUAAUGUGGCCCAGUUCGAAGUCGUGUUGGCGGAUGGUAGCAUUGUGACUGCUAAUCAAAACGGGCACAGUGACCUUUUUCAGGCACUGAAAGGCGGCUCCACGAACUUUGGAAUCGUCACUCGCUUCGACUUGAUGUCAUUCGAAGAAGGCAAUGUCUUUGGAGGCUUGGUCCUGUAUCCAGAGACCACGCACGAGGAGCAAUUCGACGCCCUGCUCAACUUCGGCGACAAAAUCCAGGAAGACCCCUUCGGCUCUGCGAUCGUGAUAAGUGUUUACAUGUCAGCAAUGAAAGUCCCACUCUUCAUGAAUGCGUACGACUAUACCGAGCCCGUCGACCGACCAGCUGUAUUCCAGGAAUUCUUCGCCAUUCAAGGCAACAUCUCAGAUACCACAGGAAUCAGGAACAUGACCUCACUCGCCGAAGAGCUCGAACAGCCCAAAAGUCAUCGGAUUCAGUUCAGUACGCUGACAUUCAAGAACGACAUUCGAGUCUUGAAGAAAGCGCACGAGUUGUUCAAGCAGACCAUCGCAAGCCUCGAAGAAAAGGCGAAAUUUGACUUCAAGGUUCUUGCGCUGUAUCAGCCUGUCCCGACACUGUUUGCGGAGCACGGCAAAGCCAACGGAGGAAAUGUCCUGGGUCUUGAUCGGUUUGACGAGACUCUUAUUAUGUAUGAAUCAUACUUCGCCUGGGAAGACUCCAAGGAAGAUGAGCUGUUCGAAAGCCAUGCACAGAAGCUGCGAGACGACAUCUCGGAAUAUGCAGCAAGUGUCGGUGCUGAUAAUCCUUUCAUCUACCUGGACUAUGCAGACAUUAGCCAGAGACCAUUAGAGAGCUAUGGCUCUAAGAACGUGGCAAAGAUACGUGCCGCUGCAGCAAAGUAUGACCCAGAGGGGGUGUUUCAACAUAUGAUGCCAGGUGGCUUCAAGAUCUCACAGGUUGACCCUAGAAUGGGUGUUGUCCCUGACAAGCCUCGACAUGAUGAGCUAUAA